This is a messenger RNA of Saccostrea echinata, 594 nucleotides long. RefSeq lists its product as uncharacterized. The transcript has 2 exons. Bases 89 to 445 code for a protein of 118 amino acids. NCBI's taxonomy places the organism in Eukaryota, Metazoa, Mollusca, Bivalvia, Ostreida, Ostreidae. The record is from RefSeq and is a predicted model, not a curated record.
AUAAAGAUACAAUAUAUAAAGUAACAGAUAAAUGAAGUGUUUAUUUUGUAUCUGAACUCUUGUUCGUGGCUAUACUUCCUGUGUAAAAAUGGUCUUGCUUGUAAUUCUUAUCCUGAUCCAGUUCUUCACCACAGAAUCCCUAAUAACCAAAGACAACUCAAACUCCUAUCGUAACUGCAAUAAAGAGUGUAAUCGUGAGAAGGUUGAUUGUGCUAAUGAGUGUCGUGUAGACCAUAUUCGUAGCCGGAAAGACUUUUUGGAAUGUGCUGUAGAGUGUAAGGAAGACUAUACAGAGUGUGACGUAGAAUGCCUGUGUCUUGUACCAUGUGACCAGCAGAGGGUCAGUUGUAUACAAGGCUGUCAGACACAAGGCGGUCGGUCCAAAAGAGGAUGCUACAGAUCGUGCUUUAAAGAUUUCCAUGAAUGCUACGAUGAGUGUAUGUAGUUGAUCAUAAUUCUGGUUUUGACUUUCUGAUUCAGAGAAUUGGUGACUUAACUGUCUCGCUAGAUAAAUAUAUAGGGCUGUACCUCUAUUUGUUUUGUAUUUGUUUUUAAAUCAAGGUUUAUUGGAUUAAUAAAUAGAUUUAAACUUGA